This is a messenger RNA of Talaromyces amestolkiae, 1743 nucleotides long. RefSeq lists its product as uncharacterized. Bases 1 to 1743 code for a protein of 580 amino acids. The record is from RefSeq and is a predicted model, not a curated record. NCBI's taxonomy places the organism in Eukaryota, Fungi, Ascomycota, Eurotiomycetes, Eurotiales, Trichocomaceae. Gene Ontology annotation, molecular function: propionyl-CoA carboxylase activity. The transcript is spliced from 3 exons.
AUGAAGGAUCCAACUGGGAAACCAGCUGGGCUUUCAAACAAAGCUGCAGGACGACUGACACAAAUUUCUGCACAUGUCUCGAAGACUAGUACACAAAGUCCCACCCUUCAAAAUGAUAAAUCAGAUCACAGUCUGCCUGCAGACCAUUCCGACAUCCUCACAACGCUCUCCACCUUAAGGCAAAUCGCAAGCACGCCCGAUCCAACUCGACGAGGCUAUGUGCGCCAGAAACAAGCCGGUAAAUUGUGGGUUCGUGAACGAAUAGACCAACUCCUCGACCCGGGCACAUUCCGAGAAGUCGGCUCUGUUUCCGGUACAGUGAAAUGGGAACCCAUCGAGGGAUACGCGCGAGAACGACCCAUCAGUUUCAUACCGAGCAAUAAUAUCCAGGGUACCGGAAAGUUGCAAGGAAGAGAUGUGCUACUCACAGCCGAUGACUUCAGUAUUCGUGGUGGACAUGCGGAUGGUGCGACGAUUGAGAAAACGGUGUAUAUCGAGAAAAUGGCCAUUGCGUUAAAGUUGCCGGUAAUCAAGCUGGUGGAUGGCAGUUCGGGAGGAGGAAGUGUUACAACGAUCAAAAGGGUCGGUUGGAGUUAUCUACCGCAGAUUCCGCAUCUGCGUCAGGUCGUGCAGCAGCUGAAUAUGGGGAUUCCGAAUCUUGGGGCUGUUGUUGGACCAGCGAUUGGGUUAGGAGCCGCGAGAGUCGUAGCAUGUCAUUUCAGUGUCAUGGCCGCAGAUAUCGGUAGCUUGUUCAACGCAGGACCAAAAGUCGUCGAAGGCGCGACAUUUGAGGAAGGGCUUGACUUUCAAGAUCUGGGCGGACCAUUGAUGCACUGUACCAAUGGUACAAUUGAUAACUUAGCAGCCAACGAGGUGGAGUGCUUUCAACAGAUUCGUACUGUUUUAGGAUACUUGCCAAACUCGGGACUUGAAGCGCCGCCUGUCAUACCCUGUAAUGAUCCUGAAAACAGAGAAGAUCUAUCAUUGCGAAGUAUUAUACCUCGAAGACAGGCACGAAUGUACAACUCAAGGGCCAUCAUCGACAUCGUCGUUGACCAGAAUUCGUGGUUUGAAAUAGGAGCGCUUUGGGGCAAGACGGCGAUAAAUGGUUUGGCCCGUCUAGCAGGACAUCCGGUGGGCAUCAUUUCCUUGAAUUGCGAGGUGAAUGGAGGUGCCUUAGAUGCGCAGGGAAGUCAGAAGUUAACACGAUUCUUGAAAUUAUGUGAUGUUAUGAACAUUCCCGUGGUGCAAUUUGUCGACGUUCCCGGAUACGCCAUCGGGACAAUCGCCGAACGCACGGCUACAAUGCGCUGGGGCGUCGAAUUAGCAAAAGCGUACUAUAGCACCACGAUGCCCAUAUUCAGCGUCAUUACGCGACGUGUAUUCGGUGUAGCCGGAGGCAUCAUGAUAGGAGCACGCGAUCCACCAAUGCAAGUAGCAUGGCCAUCAGGACAUUGGGGGUCAUUGCCUUUAGAUGGCGGUAUUGAAGUUGGACAUCGCCACGAACUGAUGGAAGCAGAGAAAGCGGGUAACAAGGCCGAGGUGUAUCAAGCGCUCGAGGAAGAGUAUAAACGACUUAUGAAUCCCGUGAGAACGGCGAAUGCGUUUGGCGUAGAGGAAAUUAUUGACCCAAAGGAUACAAGAGCUAUAUGCUGUGCUUGGAUACGCCAUAUGUAUGGAAUUAAUAUGAAGGAGAGAUUGGCUAAUCGAAUGUCUGGGAAGCUCCAGACUUCAUUUACUUGA